AUGGGGCCGCCCCGCUACACGGGCGCGCACAUGCCGCGCACACGGCGCCGGGCAGCCGCGGUGUCACCUGCUCGCCGGCAGCGCCGGACCCACGCCCUGCGCGGCGCGGAGGGCCCUCCCGGGGCGGGCCGGGCCGGGCGGAGCGCGGGCGCGGUGGGCCGGGCGGGUGCCCUGGCCCCGCCGGGCCCCCGCGGCCCCCGACGCGCGGCGGCGCCCGGGGCGCGGGGCGGCCGAGAGACGCGGGCAGUGCGGGCCCGGGGCGCGCCCCCGCGGGCCGGGGAGGGGGAGAACGAUCUCGGCCGAGGGUGGCGGCGGAGCGGGGUCACGGCUGCUCCGCUCCCCGGUCCGAGUCCCGCGCCGCUCCUGACCCGACGGCUGCUCCUGGCUCCUGCCCUGUCCGGGGUAGGUAGCAGCGCGCGUCCAGCGCCGGGCCACGGGCAGGUGGCGGCGGGACCCUCCCUCGGGGCGCCCGGCCCGGCGGCGACGCGGGUCUGUCCCGGGGGGGACGGCGGCGCGACCGGCCCCGGCGGGGACGCGGAGCGGGGCGCGGGGGGUUGCACCUCUGAACGGCGGCUCCGAACCGUCGCGGCGGGGCUGCGGGCGGGAGAGCUCGAGCAGAGCAGCGGCCUGAGGGCUGCGGAUGCUCCCUCGGCGGCGACCCCGCGCCCGCUCCUGUGGCAGCGCUGCCCGCUCGGGUUGGCCGCUAACGCGUUUGAACGCGCAGGGACUCGACUAACGCAGCCCCACCUCCCCGCGGCUUCCUUCGAAUUCUCCGUUUAUUUGCAAGGCACAUCUCCUUGUUUUGGGUUAAUUUUGAGAGUCGAACAACGAACGCAGCCGAUCCCGAUCCUGCCCUUCCCAGACGAGGCAGGAGGAAGGAGCAUCGGUUUAACGAACAGUGGCCGAACCCGCGGAGGAGCCGCCGCGCCGAACGCGCUGCACCAAAUCUCCGCCGGCCUCCGGGACGAGCCGCCCGGUCCCCGCUCCUCGCCCGUCGGUCCCGCCCCGGUGCACACGCACGCGGGUAGCCGGCGCUGCGGGGAGCGCAGCGGGACCCCGGCGGUGUGCGGGACAGAACGGCGCGUGACCCGGGGGGGCCGCGGGCGUCUUGGCGCGAGGGCAGGGUGGCGCCGGGCGUUUUCCGCCUGGACUCUGCACCUCGCUGCCCUGCGGAGCCCCGACCUUCCCCGCUCGCCAGCCGAACGCCGAAGCAUCGGUGCAGGGAAAAACGCUCACGGCAGGAGCACUGAGGGAGCGCCGGGGCACGGGGCCGCUGGCACGGCAGACAGCUGCCGAGGUUCGGCACCGCCACAGAGGCCGGCGGGCGCCCCUCUGGCGGACUCGCUACCGGUUGCCCGCGGAGCUCCCCAUGCUCCCCAGAACCGGGCGCUCCCCAGACCGGCUCUGCAGCCCGCAGCUCCGACGGAGCCUCCGGCGGCGGCACCCGCCGCCCGGUGCCUCCCUGUCGCCAGGCCCCUGCCCCCGGCCGCCGUCGUGCGGGGCAGUCCCACUACCUGGCCCCGCUGGCUCGGUAGCCCCGGUGGAGCGGUUCCGGCCCAGGAGGAGCCGCCGCCGGCCACGCAUGGAGGCAACUGAUCCAACCGACUCUCCCCGCCUCGGAAGGAUGGAUGUGAACGAGCUGCGAAGUGUAGUUACCAAUAACAAUAACAAUAAAUUAUCGGGCUGUUGCUCAGUAGCGCAAACAAAUGCUUCGUGAACCACGCGGAGCCUCUCCGUGCACCGCAGCCGCCCUACUGGGACCGGCCCGUCCACCGACCGGCUGGGCCCUAGCCCCGGGAAGGGACCCUGUUCGCCCGGCGGCCUCACGGAGCAGGCCGCCCGAUACUAUCUCUGCGCUCUGUUCCCG
This is a messenger RNA of Chiroxiphia lanceolata (lance-tailed manakin), 1867 nucleotides long. RefSeq names its product collagen alpha-1(I) chain-like. The record is from RefSeq and is a predicted model, not a curated record. The transcript has 5 exons. Bases 1 to 1596 code for a protein of 531 amino acids. Lineage: Eukaryota; Metazoa; Chordata; Aves; Passeriformes; Pipridae.